AAGUUUGGAGCACGACGGCGUCACCCGCUAUUCUUUUUCCGUUGGCAGUCCCGGUGCGCGCGUUCUAACCGUGAAAGUUUGUAUUUGGGUCUAUAUCUCAUCAAGUGGAUGUGCGACUAGUGUAAAAGAGUGACCGGUAUAAGACAGUGACCAAAGCUAGUGAAUACUAGUCAGAAAAAAUGUCAACGAAAAGUAAGAAAACCGCCGCAACAUCUUCCUCGCUACAAUCACCAAUGCCGAGCACAAGCACCCCGAUUAGCAAACGCCCUGGAUCUCCUCUUAGUCCAGCACGCUAUUCGCGACUUCAGGAAAAACAAGACCUGCAGAAUCUCAAUGAUCGACUUGCUUGCUACAUCGAUAAAGUUCGUCACCUAGAAUGCGAAAACUCCCGGUUGACCCGCGAAGUUCAGACUUCCCAGGAAACCGUCACCCGAGAAGUUUCGAACAUCAAGUCUAUGUAUGAGCACGAAUUGUCGGAUGCGAGAAAACUAUUGGAUGACACUGCCAGAGAAAGAGCGAAACUCGAAAUCGACACCAAACGUCUCUGGGACGAUAACGAAGACCUCAAGGCUAAACUAGAUAAGAAGACGAAAGAUUUGCAAAUUGCAGAAAGGAACUCGACAAUCUAUGAAUCUCGUUGUUCAGAUCUCCAAUCACAGUUCAAUCAGUCGCAGGCAGAGCGCAAGAAGCUUGCCGAAAGGGAACGCGAAUUAGAAAAGGAGGUUGAGAGACUGAAGGGCUUGUUGGAUGAUUGUCGAAAGAAUCUUGAGGAGGAGACUUUGCAACGAAUUGACCUCGAGAAUCAUAUUCAAAGUUUGAAGGAAGAUAUCAGUUUUAAGGAUCAAGUUUUCCAACAGGAACUUACAGAGACUCGCACACGACGUCAACAGGUUGAAAUAUCUGAGAUCGAUGGACGUCUCGCAGAGCAGUAUGAAGCCAAGCUACAACAAUCACUACAAGAGCUGCGUGAUCAGUAUGAUAACGCAAUGCGUGUUAAUCGCGAAGAGAUCGAAAUGUUGUAUGAGAACAAGAUUAAAAAUCUGACAUCUCACGCUCAACGCAACAGCGGAGCAGCCAGUGUGGCAGUUGAGGAAUUGCGUCAAACUCGCACCCGAAUUGACGGACUCAAUUCAAGAAUCAGCGAGCUUGAAGCCGCCAACAACGCUCUUAAUGCCAGAAUCAGGGAUUUGGAAAAUCUACGCGAGAUCGAGAGGGCUCGCCAUGCAGAAGGUUUGGCUGGUUUAGAAGCUGAGUUGGCUCGCAUGCGUGACGAAAUGGCACAACAGCUGCAAGAGUACCAGGAUCUCAUGGACAUCAAGAUCGCUCUUGACAUUGAAAUCGCCGCAUACAGAAAGCUUCUCGAGUCUGAAGAGGCUAGAUUGAACAUUACACCAAUGCAGUCACCGAGUUCGACAAUGCAAACAACCAGGAGCACUCCAUCACGACACACUCCCAUUCGGGGCGGAAAACGAAAGCGCACACUUUUGGAAGAAAGUGAAGAGCGCAGCAGCAGCGAUUACAGUGUCUCGGGUUCAGCUAGGGGAGACGUUGAAAUCACGGAAGCUGAUCCUCAAGGUCGAUACGUGAAACUGACGAACAAGGGCAGCAAGGAAAUUGUCUUGAGUGGCUGGCAGAUAAUCCGCAAAGCCGGAGCUUUGGAGACAGUCUUCAAGUUCCACAGGACUGCGAAAAUCGAACCUGGUGCGAAUGUCAUGGUCUGGUCGUCAGAUAUCGGUGCCACACAUGAACUACCUUCCAACAUAGUUAUGAAGGGUCAAAAGUGGUUCACUGCAGACAGCAUGACGACUGUGCUCUUGAACAACGAAGGCGAAGAAAUGGCAAUGUCUGAACGUAAAAGGCAGCAUUUGUCCACCAGUCUGUCUCGGCAUAGGGAAAACCUAGGUUUCAGACCUUCAGAAGAACUUCACCACCAACAGAGAACAUCGUAUCUCUACCCGUAAUAAGUGAGAAGGCACACAGCUCUGAGGGGCAGCCUGAGGCGAUCCACAAGGUGAAGAUCGUUGCCGCCUAAUGUGAGCGUUAUCUUUAGAGAGUAAGAGAUAUAUAAGACAUUCUUUUUUUUUUUUUUAAUAAGCUUUGUAAGGUUGUAACGACAUUUUAUGCUGCACGAGUCGUUUAGGAAUUACCAAGGUUUGAAUCUAUUUAUCUAUCAAAAUAACCUUUUAAGAAGUGUUUGGAAAGGGUUUUAUGAUAAUAUAAGGAAUAUAAUUCAUUCCGAAAUUAUAAGCGACAGAAGAUCCACAAUGCUUACUGAAAUGUACAAAAUGUAAUGUAUAAGAGACGAGAUGCGUUACAGUUUUUAGGCGAGAUCCGAAUUUUCGGAUAAUAUUCCGAAGUUCUAGAGAUAGGUUUAAGUUUUUGCUGGAAUUGCCUUACGAAGGAGUUUGUUGCUAACUUUUAUCAUGUCUACCUUGGUUUAUAUUGACUCAUUGCGAUAAUGUGCGUUUAUCAGUUACACCGAGCAUUAAACGGGAUUAAGUCUUAAUAAGUAGUCACAAAAUGAUUACCCCUCCCCCAUUGUUCCUGUUGCACAUUUAGUUUAUUUACUUUGAAUUUAUUCCAAUUUAUUCUUACAAAUAAUUCCGAUAUCAUUCGCUAAGAUUUAAUCAUGUAAGGAACAACUAAGAGAAUUUAAGUAUCCGGCCUUGGCGCAUUUACAGACUCAUGUCAUAAUGCCGACGUACAAGAGAGAAUAAAAAUCAAAUAUUUUUUAUUAUAGCGGCAUUUAUACUGAUUCUAAUAAUACUUUAUGUUUAGCAUACUAAUUGUAUCUUUUUUAAGGUACUCGAUCCAAGCUGAUGCGACUUCCACUUAAUUUCCAUACUUUAAACACAUAUGAUAAUUAAGACAAUACACUUGAUUUGGGCAAACUAACAAACAUCUUGUAUGCUUUUUAUUUUCCUUCCGUUGCAGUUACAGUACCUUGCGUCUUCGUCAAUUUGUAAAUCUAUUAUAUAUAUUUUAUGCUUCUUAUAUUUUUUGACGAAAAUGUAAAAGUGUGUUGCAAAUUUUGUAUACAGCAGAUGUGUAAUUAAAAAUUGUGGAAAUAUCCUG
This is a messenger RNA of Belonocnema kinseyi, 3075 nucleotides long. RefSeq names its product lamin Dm0-like. The transcript is spliced from 9 exons. NCBI's taxonomy places the organism in Eukaryota, Metazoa, Arthropoda, Insecta, Hymenoptera, Cynipidae. The coding region runs from base 180 to 1961 and encodes 593 amino acids. The record is from RefSeq and is a predicted model, not a curated record.